GGUGUUAGGACCCAGCUUGUGCCCUGGCAGCCCUUGCCCGUCUCAGCGCUGCCGCAGUCACAUUUCAUAGCGGAGAUAGCGGAGACAGCGGGCAGACACGGCGCUCCACCGCUGCGGGCAUCCAGCAGGAAUUACACGCCUUUCUCUGAGCAAAAAAAAAAAAAAAAAAAACACAACAAAAACGACAGCAGCUCGAAGCGGCAUGCAGGUGAUCCGCAGACAGGGGCAGCGGGAGAGGGAGAAGACUGAGCCGCAGACAAAGCGAACGGCGUGACGCAGAAGUGUGAAGACCCGACACGGAAACCUGAAUUAACUGUGAAUUUAUUCCGCUCCAGAACCCCAUCCUGGAUCCACUAAGCAACACAAUCAACAGCAGUCUUCACUAUAGCACAGGUCCGCGGGUGUGAUGGAUCGCCGCGGUGCCGCGUGGUUUAUGCGGCGGCGUGCGCGGCGCGGGUGCCUCUGUAUGAGCGUCCUGUUCUUCAGCCUCGGGCUGCUCUACGUGUUCUGCGCCGAGAACAGCGCCGCCGCCACGGCCGCCAUCUUCGGACAGCAAGCCGCCCGCAAGUCCCUCCUCUCGGGCUCUCAGCGCAGGGGCCACCGGCACGGGGUGGAGAAGGUCCUCCGGGAGGCUGGACCGGGCAAGCAAGCACCAGCCAUACCCCCGGGGCCGGUGGGCUUCACCCGGAACAGCACCAAGGCAGACGGCGACGCCCGGGUUAACGGCAGUGGCAAAGCAGAGAGGCGGGGGGAAGCGGGCGGAGUUUCUGUGGCGUUGAAGCCCAGCCGCCCCCCGCCUCUCCCCGGCGCUGGAGGUUCCGGAGCCGGUACCAGAGCCAGGCAGAGUCGGGGGUUCUUCCAGAGGCUUUGGGAGAGGCUGUGGUGGUGGGACGUCCGGAGCAGGCAGGAUUUUUUGGGACUCCAGUCCAGCCAGGGGGAGGUGUGGGACGAGGACAUGUCCACAGCCAUGCUGAGCAAGAGACUGAAGAAAGUGUUUAACAAUUACCAGGCAAUGAACAAGUAUGACGUUCACUACGAGCCUCGCCGCGGCCGCAGGCUGACCGGGCCGGAGCUCCUCUGCCAGCUGAAGGCCCGGGUACAGCCGGACACGCUGACCAGAGACAUGCAGCCCUUCAGCAGCCAGGCCUGGAGGGACCAGCUCCCCUCACACAGCCUCUCCGCACACCUGGGAGCCCUGAACUCCUGCGCAGUGGUGACCUCCGCAGGGUCCCUGCACAGAGCAGCGCUGGGCAAGGAGAUCGACUCCCAUGAUGCAGUUCUGCGCUUCAACGCGGCCCCCACUGCGGGGUACGAGAAUGACGUGGGAUCGAAGACCACCCUCCGACUCAUCAACUCGCAGGUGGGGGGGCCAGGGGGGGGGGGGGCAGGGGGGGGACACAAGUUCCUGAGUAGCUCCCUGUACAGCACUGGGCUGCUGGUGGCCUGGGACCCAGCACCCUACUCAGCCGACCUCCGUGAGUGGUAUAACCGCACAGACUACCCCAUCUUCCAGCAGUAUGUGCAGUACCGCCUCCAGCACCCUGCCCAGCCCUUCUACAUCCUGCACCCCCGCUUUGAGUGGCAGCUGUGGGAGCAAAUCCAGGACAACAUGGCAGAGUCCAUCCAGAGGAACCCGCCCUCCUCUGGAAUGCUCGGCACGGUCCUGAUGAUGUCACUGUGUGACACGGUGCACGUUUACGAGUACCUGCCCUCCAAGCGCAAGACGAAGCUGUGCCACUACUACCAGCGUUUCCACGACGACGCCUGCACGCUGGGCGCCUACCACCCUCUGCUGUACGAGAAGAACCUGGUGAAGAGGAUGAACCAGGGCAGCGACCGCGACAUCUACACCCUGGGGAGAGUCACCCUGCCCGGGUUCAGGAGCCUCAACUGCACCCUGGGGAGGGACUAGAGCCAUCUACCCCAGCAUAGAGUCACCCAGCCGGGCUUAAACACCUCAUACUGCACCCGGGGGGAGACUAGAGCCAUCUACCCCAGCAUAGAGUCACCCAGCCUGGCUUAAACACCUCAUACUGCACCCGGGGGGAGACUAGAGCCAUCUACCCCAGCACAGAGUCACCCAGCCGGGCUUAAACACCUCAUACUGCACCCGGGGGGAGACUAGAGCCAUCUACCCCAGCAUAGAGUCACCCAGCCUGGUUUUACUUCCCUCAUCUGCACCCAGGAGGGUAAACUCAAAGAAUCAGGGGCCAGACAUUCUCCAGCGAUCUCAUCACUCCCCUCAAAUGUUGAAGAAAAAAAAAAAGAGAGAGAGAACUGGAAUAUUUGGAGCCCCUCAGGAGAGCUUCUUCUAGACUCGCUGCCCCAGGAUCCGCGGUUAUUGUUUCUGCUGUUGCUGGUAUUUUCAUUUUUAAUUAAUGUUGUGUGUGUUUGUGUGUGUGUCUCGGUGUGUGUGUGUGUGUGUGUGUGUGUGUUGUCAGUGUGUGUGUGUCUCGGUGUGUGUGUGUGUCUCGGUGUGUGUGUGUCUCGGUGUGUGUGUGUGUGUCAGUGUGUGUGUCUCUCGGUGUGUGUGUGUCUCGGUGUGUGUGUGUGUGUCUCGGUGUGUGUGUGUGUGUCUCGGUGUGUGUGUGUCUCUCGGUGUGUGUGUCAGUGUGUGUGUGUCUCGGUGUGUGUGUGUCUCUCGGUGUGUGUGUCAGUGUGUGUGUGUCUCGGUGUGUGUGUGUCUCUCGGUGUGUGUGUCAGUGUGUGUGUGUCUCGGUGUGUGUGUGUCUUGUUGUGUGUGUGUGUCUCGGUGUGUGUGUGUCUCGGUUAACAGAAUAAUAAUGCAUUAUUAAACUAAUGUGAAUAUGAUUAUCACAGAUUCAGUCUGUGCGAUUCAUCUUGUACAGUAUAGAAAUACUUUGCCAAAUCCAGAUGGAACAUUUUUUUAAUUUUUUUUUUUUGUAAUACGAGUUAUUAAAACUGGACACCCUGUAAAGAUCACCCGUGUAAAAAAAACAAUAAAACCACAUUAUCCAGUUA
Molecule: messenger RNA, 2982 nt
Organism: Acipenser ruthenus (sterlet)
Lineage: Eukaryota; Metazoa; Chordata; Actinopteri; Acipenseriformes; Acipenseridae
Gene: st6gal1
Product: ST6 beta-galactosamide alpha-2,6-sialyltranferase 1
Exons: 9
Coding region: 407-1912 (501 amino acids)
Molecular function (GO): sialyltransferase activity
Source: RefSeq, a predicted model, not a curated record